AUGGUGAUGGAUUACCCCUCGCGCGUAUCCACGCCGGGGGGCCCAGCCAGGAGGCGGCCCAGCUCGUGCGGCCAACUGGCACCGCUCGAGCCGUGCAAGGCGGGCCGCAAGAGCCUGCCGCCGUCCCCGAACGAGGGCGGAGAGCCGCUCAUGGCGGCCCGCAGGAGCAUGCCGCAGUUCCCGAUGAGCUCGCAGCGCGGCGAGAUUGCGGACGCGCGGCUUACGGGGCCCGUGUCGAGGAGGGCCUCCAAGCACAGCAAGUUGCCGAGGGUCUCGUCCACCGGGACGCUGCUGCCGCAGCCGAAUGCUCGGAGGAUGUCCACGAACGACAUGUUCCAGAAGUCGCCGGCCCAGAUCCAGAAGAGUCUGUCCAAGGCUUGCCUCCAGCGGCGCCACAGCAUUGCCGACACGCCAGCCAGCGGCGCUCUGCAGGCCUCACGGUCAGACUUCCCGCAGAAGUUGCAGCCGCGGAGCCUAGAGAUGUGGGGCGCGUACUCCGCGUUGACGGAUCAGCUGCCGCGCAUGGACCCCGGCACGGAGUUCCUCGACUGGCCCACGCAGUGCGUCGCGGGCUUCGUGAACCCUCCCAAGCGCCGCGCAUCUCUGCUCGCCUCCACGCUGCUGGGCAGUCUGCAGAAGCCCAGCCCGAAGCAGCAGCAGCAGCAGCAGCAGCAUCAGCAGGAUCAGAAAGAUGUCGACGACUUCGGCCUCGAUCACGAUGAGGCGUGCAGCGAGGGACAGCGCUCGUCCAGCCCCCGCGAGACCACGCGCCAUGUCCUGAGCAUGCCCGAAGUGCCCGCGCAGGUGCCAGGCCCAGACGAGGCCACGAGCGGGGAAACUCAGGCUUCCAGCCCGCCAGAGGCCACGAAAGAGAACACUCGGGUGCACGGCCCGCACGAGGCCAUGAGCGAGGACACCCGGGUGCCCAGCGCGAAGGGGUCCAUCAGCGGGGUCUCCGUGGACGCCGACGACCUGGGUGUGAAGGUGCCUCUCGCGCCCACGCUGGAGGAGAUCUACGCGAGCUACACGGACGACCAGUGGGAAGGGCACGACAGGAUCAUGAGCUUGGCCUUCAAGCGCUUCGCGGUCGAGGGUGCCAGUGAGAUCGCGCGCGAGAGUCUGCACGACGCCUUCGUCCACAUGGGCUUCCUGACCAGCACGCAGAAGAGCGCCGUCGACGUCACGUCGGGGCUCUCGAAGUUCCAGAACCUGGACUACAUCGACUUCUGCGACUGCGCCAACGAGUUCGCCUCCCGCGAGCGCGCCGCCGUCCGCCAGAGCGCGGCCGCGUUCCUGGCGCAGCGCGGCGGCGACGCGGACGCGGUCGUCGACCAGCUGCAGGAGUUUCUGCGCUCCGCGGGCCUGUACAUCCCCUACGGCAACGUGGUGGCCGCACGGGAGGCGGCGGGGCUGGGCCACAUGCACCCGGAGGACAUGAGCACCGAGGACCUCAUGGCGACCCUGGCCGCGUGCAAGAUGAAGGAGGGCUUCACCAAGGAGGAGGUGGCGGCCGCGCACGAGGUCUUCGAGGAGCUCGACCAGGUGCUGGUGCAGCACGUCUCGGCGAGCCGGUGGGGCCCCAUGGCUCAGGCCUCCCAGCUUGUCGACGGCCUGCUGAAGUUCACUGGCCUCUACUGCGUGGACUACUUGGACGCGCUGGUAGAAAUCAUGCCCUCUGAGUCCGCCGCGGAGCAGCAGGGCUUAAGCUUCCACGAAUUCCUUGUCUGGGCGCGCCGGCUGCGUGACCCCAUGAUGAAGGAUCUUUGGAAGUGCUUCGAGGACCUCGAGAAGAGUGGCUCUGGCGAAAUCCAGCUGGACACCGCCAUCAGCAUCGCGGCAAAGUUUGGCAUCACCCUGCUCACGGACGCUGUAGAUGAGAUCCUCGCAGAUCUCGACAUGGAGAAGGACUCCCCUUUCGACUUCGGCGCGCUAGUGCAGUUCAUUGGCGCAGCCCGGGAAAAGCACGGCUUCUCGACCUCCGAGCAGGAGGACCUUGACGCCGCGUUUGAGAAGUUCGACAACGACGGAGAAGGGGAGCUGAGCCACCUCCAGGUGCUCGACCUGCUUCGAUACCAAGGGAACAACACGAGCGUCGAGCAGGCAAAUGUCAUGAUGAACCGGGUCGACUACAACGGCAAUGGAUCUAUGGACCGCGACGAGUUUUUGAGGUUGAUGAGGCUCAUGCGGGAGCAGGACGUCUUGAGCGCUCGCAAAUCUUUCGACGAGUUGAGCAGUAAAACUGGCCAACUUCCAACGGCGUCUGUCAAGGACGCCCUCGCCAACCUGCAGCUCUUCCCCAGGUCUAGCAUGCUCGCUGAGCUCUUGAGAGAAAUGCCGCCAGAUUUGUGCUUCAGUUCUUUCAUGCGCCUUCAUGACCAGUGCCGCUUCCGCGUGAACCUCGACUUCCGGAAGAGCGCAGGUUUCCCAGAAAAGACUUUGAAGGAGAUCAACCACAUUUGGAGUGGCGGCGAGUCCGAGAAACACUUCAUCACCCUCAGCGAGCUCCUUUGGAUGUGCACCGACUCGCACGCGAUCCCCGUGAACACGCAGGAAGGUCGGACCCAGCUGCUGCAGCGAGUGACGGCCUCUCGGGAGGCAGCUAUCGCGGCUGGAGCAUCGGAGGACGAGGUGUCACGGGGAAGCACCACAGACGUCGGCUACUACACGUUCCUGCACCUGAUCCGCGGCAUCGUGCGGGAGUCAGAGGAGGACAUUGUCAAUCGCGAGAAGGAUGCCGUGUCCAGCGCCCGCUUCGAGAGUGGCGUGACCGCUGAGGUCCGCAGAAUCUUCUGCGACUUCGCCGAGCACAAGGAGAUCAAGAAAUCGACUUGGAAGCAUAUCAUGGCCAUGGGAGGGCGGCCGAUAGACAAGCUGCUGGCGCGGCUCACGAUGGUGCCCGCCAUACCAGAGGUGGCCCUGCCGAUCAUGCUGAAGUCAAUGGGGGCAAAGGUGCCAAGCAGCAAGAUGCAAGACAUCAGCAAUUUCCUGGCGCAGUCGAGGAGCCAGGUCGAGGCGGACGAGAAUACCGUGCAUUUCUCCACCUUCUUGAGGCUGUUGCGAUGGAUGCUGGACGCUGACUUUGCUGGCAUCUCCGCCGUCAUAGAGUCCCUGAAGGUUGACGGCAACGGCACCAGCAGCUCGAGUCCGAAAGGAAAGAGGUGA
Prorocentrum cordatum is the source of this 3162-nucleotide messenger RNA. NCBI's taxonomy places the organism in Eukaryota, Dinophyceae, Prorocentrales, Prorocentraceae. The record is from the annotation of a GenBank genome assembly.